This is a messenger RNA of Notothenia coriiceps (black rockcod), 2224 nucleotides long. It is a transcript of the gene rap2c, whose product is annotated as RAP2C, member of RAS oncogene family. NCBI's taxonomy places the organism in Eukaryota, Metazoa, Chordata, Actinopteri, Perciformes, Nototheniidae. Gene Ontology annotation, cellular component: membrane. The coding region runs from base 442 to 993 and encodes 183 amino acids. Gene Ontology annotation, biological process: Rap protein signal transduction. The record is from RefSeq and is a predicted model, not a curated record. Gene Ontology annotation, molecular function: GTPase activity; GTP binding. The transcript is spliced from 3 exons.
CAUGUUGUCAUUAGCGGAAACCCGACCGUUAGCUUCAGGAAAUCAGUUGGUGGAAAAAAAGCUUUCCUUUCUGUGACCAACGCUCCGCAGUACUGAGUCAAACAAACACAGGAACAGCGAUAGCCCGUCGCCCAUGGACCCUCGGAGUGUAGCUCUAAACCCGCGGUGUGUCCUUCGAUAGCUCGCCCCGGUGCCGAGGCUCCGGGCCGGGACCAGAACCAGGCCCGGCGGGCUGCUGUGAGCAGGGAUCGAUAUGCCGUGUGCAGGGGAAGAGUAAUGUUUAUCACCGUGACUUUCUGUCUGUAGAUAGUCAUGUAAAGGGGGAGGAGUUUUUUUUUAUAUUUCGCUUGUUAGAUCUCUAAAAGGCCUGAUAAAUGUUUCUGAAGCGAGUAUAGUGGUGUAGCUAAGUCGUUAGCUGCUACGUUAGCAUCCUCCGCCCCGAUGAAAGAGUACAAGGUGGUCGUGCUGGGCAGCGGCGGCGUCGGCAAGUCCGCGCUGACCGUCCAGUUUGUCACUGGCACCUUCAUUGAGAAAUACGACCCGACCAUCGAGGACUUUUACCGCAAGGAGAUCGAGGUGGACUCAUCUCCCUCCGUGCUGGAGAUCCUGGACACGGCGGGGACGGAGCAGUUCGCCUCCAUGAGAGAUCUGUACAUAAAGAACGGGCAGGGGUUCAUCCUGGUGUACAGCCUGGUCAACCAGCAGUCUUUCCAGGACAUCAGACCUAUGCGAGACCAAAUAGUGCGAGUGAAGCGCUUUGAGAAGGUGCCGUUGAUCCUGGUCGGAAACAAAGUGGACCUGGAAUCUGAGCGCGAGGUGGCGGGGGCAGAUGGACGCGCUCUGGCUCAGGAGUGGGGCUGCCCUUUUAUCGAAACUUCAGCCAAGAGCAAGACUAUGGUGGACGAGCUGUUCGCAGAGAUUGUCCGACAGAUGAAUUAUUCCACCCUGCCGGAGAAGCAGGAGCAGUGCUGCACAGCCUGUGUGGUGCAGUGAGAAAGAGAUGCAUCAUCUGUCUGGAUCACCACAAGGAUUUUGAUUAACCAUGAACCCGGGGACAAACUAACAGGAACUCACCGCUGUGGUAGAGUUUCUGUUCAAUGUGGUUUCUGACUGCUUAUCACAGAGCAUCUGACAGGAAAGACGUCGGUCCUAUUUUUGAUAUCAUAACUGUUAGAAGACGUUUCUGCUGCAACCUUAACGGCCUUUGCUGCGACCCAGGAUGGAGUCAGUCAGACGGACUUUUUACGAGCGGCCAUCUGUGAAUUUCAGUCUUUUAUUAUUUCUCCUUUUUAGUCGGAAGUAUACCUGAAAUAAUAAGCAGAAGGGUUUGUGAGGUUGCAGCUUCUUUUUAAAGCUGCUUUACUCACUAUUAUAUACUUUAUUAUUACUUGUAUUAUGUCUCAAAUUUGGAAUUCGACAAAGUAUUUCAUAAUAUCGAAACAUUUAAACUUUUAAGCAUGCAUACUUCGACAAGGUAUGCUGCUCGCUUUGUUUUGAAAGUCUUCUCUAAAAUAGUUCUUCUAGCUGACGCAGACUGCAGUGGCGUGCACAAUGAGUUCUAUGGCUUCAGGAAACAGGAUGUACGACUUUGUGGAUUAAACAUGUUUCAUCAAGAGUUUACGGUUGUACUAUCAAAGUAGCCUGAGGCAGCAAAACUCAUCUGAACACAUGCAUGCUCAAAAUUGAAAAAUGUUCUACUAGAUCAAGUUGAAGUGAUAGGAAGAGCCAUUUGACUGUUUUUAGCCUGAAUCCUGUCAAAGUCUCUACAAGGCAUGAAUCGCGUGGACGCAGGUCUUCCAUUGAGUAGUCUCUGUGGGAGAAUGAUUUUGGAACGACCAAAGGAAGCUCACAGUGCAUAUUUGUGUUUGACUAUAUGGCGUGUGUUGCUUUUAAUCCAGGAGGCGCUGAUUUCUUGUCAUCAAAUAACUCAGUGUGGUUUGAUAAAAGUUCUUAAUCAGAUUUAACUUUGUAUUUUUCUUUAUCUUAUAGUAACCUAUUUAUUUAAGACUAAAGACAUUGGUAGACAGUUUUUAACUUUUAAUUUUAUACUAGUUUUUGCUUUCUGUGACUCUUCAGGAUACAUGGUACAUUGUUUUGUUUUUAAAGCUGAGGAUUUAACAGACCCUUAAAUCAUUUCUGUCGCUCCCUGGUCUCAUGUUUCUUUUUUUUCUUCUCAAAGAUAUAAACAGCUGUUGUCAUUUGGUAAUAAACAUGCUGGCCUUUC